Syngnathoides biaculeatus (alligator pipefish) is the source of this 4481-nucleotide messenger RNA. It is a transcript of the gene aass, whose product is annotated as aminoadipate-semialdehyde synthase. Bases 16 to 3810 code for a protein of 1264 amino acids. The transcript is spliced from 26 exons. Gene Ontology annotation, molecular function: saccharopine dehydrogenase activity. Gene Ontology annotation, cellular component: cytoplasm. Lineage: Eukaryota; Metazoa; Chordata; Actinopteri; Syngnathiformes; Syngnathidae. The record is from RefSeq and is a predicted model, not a curated record.
CCUUUCCGAUACGCCAUGCACGCCUCCGUCGGGGGCCAGCGGCCGCCGCAGCAUCAGCAGCAGGCGGCCACUUCCACCUCCUCCUCCACCGCGUCGUCGUCGUCGUCGUCGUCGUCGUCUCACAGCAAGUCCCUGGCUUUCUCCAUCGAGCGGAUCAUGGCCCGGACGCCCGAACCCAAGGCCGUCCCGCCCCAGCCGCCCGGCUACUGGGCCCCGGCGCACGACGUCUGCCCGUCGUCGCUCCACUGCGUGAUCCCGCUGCUUCCGCUCGGGUACGCCGCCGAACACCGCCGGCUCCCCCCGGACUCCCCGGAGGGCCCGAACCCGACGGCGGCGGCCGCCGACCUGCUCGGGUUCGGACUCAACUACGCGUGCGGCCGCCGGGACGAGUCCGCCCGGAACCAGCCGGACGGCGGCCGCUACAAACUAUUCCGGCCCCGCGUGGUGACCCAGUCGUCCUUCCCGUCGCGAGGUACCGUUUGCUACCUGGGCGGCGGGGCCGGUUCCGGGGAGGCUUCGGCUCCUGCGGGGCUCCUCAACCUGCACCCGAUGGCGUCCUACCUGCUAGCCGGCGGCGGGCACCGGGCGGCCCCGCUGCCCGACCACCUCCGCGACCUCCUCAAGGACCGGGACUUGUUCGGAGACAAGAGUCUCAAGACCUCGGCCGAGGCGGCGGCGGCGAGGCUCGGAGGCACCAAGGCCAAAGUCUUCACCUGCGAGGUCUGCGGAAAAGUGUUCAACGCGCACUACAACCUGACCCGUCACAUGCCCGUGCACACGGGGGCGCGCCCGUUUGUCUGCAAAGUCUGCGGCAAAGGAUUCAGGCAGGCCAGCACGCUGUGCAGGCACAAGAUCAUCCAUACUCAGGAAAAGCCCCACAAGUGCGCGCAGUGCGGCAAGGCCUUCAACCGCAGCUCCACGCUCAACACGCACACGCGCAUCCACGCCGGCUACAAACCUUUCGUGUGCGAGUUCUGCGGCAAAGGAUUCCACCAAAAAGCAGAAGCCAUGUUUCGCCUGUUGAGUCGCCCGGGCCGGCGGCGUCCCUUCUGCCCGGCGGGCCAGCGGCGAUACCAGCACCACCGCGCUGUCGUGGCCAUCCGGCGGGAGGACAUCAACCCUUGGGAGAGGCGGGCGCCCCUGGCCCCUCGCCACGUCCGGGAGCUCACGCAGGACGGCGUGAAAGUCCUGGUGCAGCCGUCCAACCGCAGGGCCAUCCACGAGAAGUUCUACGCCAAAGCGGGCGCCGUCAUCCAGGAGGACAUCUCGGAGGCGUCGCUCAUCAUCGGCGUCAAGCGGCCGCCCGAGGAGAAGGUGAUCCCCAAGAAGACGUACGCCUUCUUCUCGCACACCAUCAAGGCGCAGGAGGCCAACAUGGGGCUGCUGGACGACCUGCUCAAGAAGGAGGUUCGUCUGAUUGAUUACGAGAAGAUGGUGGACGCUAACGGCUAUCGUAUCGUGGCGUUCGGUCAGUGGGCCGGCGUCGCAGGCAUGAUCAACAUUUUACACGGUUUGGGUCUUCGCUUCCUGGCGCUGGGGCACCACACCCCUUUCAUGCACAUCGGGAUGGCGCACAACUACCGCAACGUCUCGCAGGCUAUCCAGGCCGUGCGCGAUUGCGGCUAUGAGAUCUCCAUGGGCCUCAUGCCCAAGUCCAUCGGUCCCGUCACCUUCUGCUUCACCGGAACCGGCAACGUCUCCAACGGAGCGCAGGACAUCAUCAACGAGCUUCCCGUGGAGUACGUCGAGCCUCACGAGCUGAAGGACGUUUGUGAAACCGGAGAUAUGACUAAAGUGUACGCCACCGUGCUGAGUCGUCACCACCACCUGAUGAGGAAGAGUGACGGCAUCUACGACCCCAUGGAGUACGAGAACCACCCAGAACUGUACACCUCAAACUUCAGAACCAGCGUGGCGCCGUACACCAACUGCCUGAUCAACGGCAUCUACUGGGACCCUCAGACCCCGAGACUCCUGCGCCGGCUGGACGCCCAGCAGCUGCUCAGACCCCCCAAGGGCAACAGCGCCACCAGCGAGGGCAUGCCGGAACUGCCGCACAAGCUGCUGGCCAUCUGCGACAUCUCGGCCGACGCGGGCGGAUCCAUCCAGUUCAUGAACGAGUGCACCACCAUCGACAAGCCUUUCUGCAUGUACGACGCCGACCAGCACAUCGACCACGACAGCGUGGAGGGCCACGGCAUCCUGAUGUGCUCCAUCGACAACCUUCCGGCCCAGCUGCCCAUCGAGGCCACCGAGUACUUCGGCGACCGCCUCUUUCCGUACAUCUGGGAGAUGCUGCCGUCGGACGCCGGCAGACCCCUGGACCGGGAGGACUUCAGCCCGCAAGUCCGAGACGCCGUGAUCACCUCCAACGGAGCCCUGACGCCAAAGUUUGAGUACAUCGAGAAGCUUCGAGAACAGCGGGAAAAAUCCCAGAUUCUGCAGAAAAGCCACAUGAAGAGAGUUCUGAUGCUCGGGACCGGCUACGUCUCCGGACCCGUCGUGGAAUACCUGACCCGCUGCGACAAGACCCAGGUCACCGUGGCGUCUGUGGACCUGAAGCAGGCCCAGGAUCUGUCGGCCAAAUACGCGAACACCAUACCCGUCGUGUUGGACGUCAGCAGCCAGGAGCCGCGCUUGGUCUCCCUCAUACGGGACCACGACCUCGUCGUCAGUCUGCUGCCGUUCGCUCUCCACCCCCUGGUGGCCAAACACUGCAUCAGCCAGAAGGUCAACAUGGUCACCGCCAGCUACUUAAGCCCCGCCAUGAGCGACUUGCACGCCAGGGCAGAGGAGGCCGGUGUGACCCUGGUCAACGAGAUGGGAUUGGAUCCCGGUAUUGAUCACAUGUUGGCAAUGGAAUGUAUUGAUCAGGCCAAAGCCGACGGAUGCGCCGUGGAAUUGUACGUGUCGUACUGCGGCGGACUUCCGGCUCCCGAGUGUUCGGACAAUCCUCUGCGCUACAAGUUCAGCUGGAGUCCUUCGGGCGUUCUGCUGGCCUCCAUCAACCCCGCCGUCUUCCUCCGGGACAAUCAGCUGGUGAGCAUUCCCGGAGGCGGCGGUCUGAUGGACGCCGUCACGCCCGUGGACUUCUUUCCGGGCUUCAACUUGGAAGGUUAUCCCAACCGCGACAGCACCAAGUACGCCAAACUGUACGACAUCCCGGACGCGCACACGCUGCUGAGAGGGACGCUGCGCUACAAGGGUUUCUCCAGGGCCGUGCGAGGUUUUGUGAAAUUGGGUCUGAUCAGCAGCCAAGCCCGCCUCCCGCCGGCCGACGCGUCGUCCGCCGUCACAUGGAGGGCGCUGGUGGGCCACGCGAUGGGUUUGCCCGCCUCCACUCCUCGCGAGGCCUUGGAGGCCGCCGUGUACGAGCGCGUCGAUGGGGACGACUGCAGCUUGGAUUCGCUCAGAUGGUUCGGCAUGCUGAACGACGACGUGGUCCCCCCCGCCGACAGCGUCCUGACGGCGCUCAGCAAGCACCUGGAGGCCAAACUCUCCUUCGGCAGCGGCGAGCGCGACAUGAUCGUGCUGCGUAGCGACUUCGGCCUUCGUCACCCGACGGGCGAGCUGGAGAGCAAACGCGUCAGUCUGGUGGCGUACGGCGAGGACGGGCGAUUCUCCGCCAUGGCCAAGGCCGUCGGCUACCCGGCCGCCAUCGCCGCCCGCAUGCUCCUCGACGGUGAGAUCAGCACCAAGGGCGUCGUGGUGCCCAUGAGCAAGGAGGUCUACGGACCCGCCUUGAAGCGCCUGAAGGACGAAGGCCUGAACAUCACCACCUCCAGCGCCCUGCUCGAGUCGUCUCGAUGAGGCCGUCGUCGUACGUACUGCCGUUCCGCUCUUGCGCCUUUGCGGCUCGCCGUCCUUCUCAGCCAGACCCGACAAGCUAAAGCCGAACCCGCCUCGAGUCUCGGGGACCCGAAACCGCAAGCCCGGCGAACUUUGGUUUGGGGCGGUUGGGGGCGGACGAAACAAAACAUUUGCCCGCGCCGCCAAUUUGCCGGAUUCACGUGAAAUUGGCCCGCACGCGAUCAUCCGCCGGCCUUUGACUUUGAUUGGAAGGCCCGGCGGGUUGCGGGCGUCGCUCCUCGGGAAAAUCAGGAACGUGAUCGGCGUUUUGUUUUCAAGACCACGCUCGACGCGGCAAAGAAAUCGGCGGCGUCUUUUCGUUCGUUUGUUUGUUUGUUUUUUUUUUUUUUUUUCCAAGUGAAUACGUCAAUUUUUAUCCAUUUGGGAAACUUCCGUAAGUUCAUGAUGAGGUCAAACAACCAACCGGCUGCUUCGUCAGUUGAAGGAAAAAAAAUUUAUGAAAUAUUACACGGAAUGCAGAUAUCGAGAUCGUUUUGUGCGUGAAAAAAGUAUUAUUUUUUUUUUUUUUUUGUCUUUAUUUGACUUUUGCAUGUUGUUUGCUUUCAUUUUAAAACUUUUUCUUCCUACGCCCCAAAUAGUUUUAAUUUUGUCAAUAAAAUCCUGAAAAUGUU